This is a messenger RNA of Pristis pectinata (smalltooth sawfish), 5403 nucleotides long. It is a transcript of the gene lonp2, whose product is annotated as lon peptidase 2, peroxisomal. Gene Ontology annotation, molecular function: serine-type endopeptidase activity; ATP-dependent peptidase activity; ATP hydrolysis activity. The coding region runs from base 98 to 2665 and encodes 855 amino acids. The record is from RefSeq and is a predicted model, not a curated record. The transcript has 15 exons. Gene Ontology annotation, cellular component: peroxisomal matrix. Lineage: Eukaryota; Metazoa; Chordata; Chondrichthyes; Rhinopristiformes; Pristidae. Gene Ontology annotation, biological process: protein processing; protein quality control for misfolded or incompletely synthesized proteins; protein catabolic process.
CCGUUGUGGCAGCGGCGGAGACCCGUAGGUCCGGGGCCCGGGUCGGUGGCCCGGGAGGAGAGGGAUAGGACGGAGCGAGGGGCGGAAGGGCAUCACCAUGGGCUCGGGCGUGAUUCAGAUCCCCAGCCGGCUCCCGCUGCUCCUCACCAACGAGGGGGUUUUGCUGCCGGGCUCUUCGCUGCGCCUCAGCGUUGAGACCCCGCGGAACAUCCAGCUGGUGAAGAGCCGGCUGCUGAGGGGCAGCUCGGUGCGCAGCACCAUCAUCGGCGUCGUCCCCAGCACCAGGGACCCCGACAGCGAGGCCCAGGACCUGCCGCAUCUGCACAGGAUUGGAACAGCUGGUAUUGCGGUACAGAUAGUCGGCAGUAAUUGGCCGAAGCCACAUUAUACUCUGUUGAUCACAGGCCUUUGUCGGUUUAACAUACUUGAGGUUGUGAAGGAGAAACCAUUUCCAGUGGCUAAAGUGGAACAACUUGAUCGCCUGGAGCAAUACACCAAUGGUAUAGGGGAGUUGAAUGACCUUUCGCAAGAGUUCUAUAAAUAUGCAGUUCAGCUGGUGGAGAUGUUGGAUAUGUCAGUACCAGUGGUUGCCAAGCUGAGACACUUGCUGGAUAGCCUUCCUAAAGAAACAUUGCCUGACAUCUUAGCAUCAAUUAUCCGUACAAGUGCUAAUGAAAAGCUGCAGAUACUGGAUGCUGUUGGUUUAGAAGAGAGAUUUAAGAAGACCAUUCCAUUGCUUGUUCGGCAAAUUGAAGGACUAAAAUUACUUCAAAAAACUCGGAAAUCAAAGCCAAGUGAUGAAAAGCGGAUCGUGGCCAUCCGACCUAUUCGAAAAAACAAUCAAAUUCUAGGACGACCACUGCAUUUGGAUGCACUUGAGCAGGAAGAUGAUGAUGAUGGUGAUGACAGUGAUGAUAUUGCCAUAUUGGAGAAAAAGAUUAAAAGUGCAAAUAUGCCAGAGCAAGCAAUGAAAGUUUGCAUCAAGGAGAUCAAAAGGUUAAAAAAGAUGCCUCAGUCAAUGCCAGAGUUUGCUUUGACCCGGAAUUAUCUGGAACUAAUGGUGGAACUGCCAUGGAACAAAAGCACAACGGAUCAUCUAGACCUUCGUGCUGCAAGAGUUUUACUUGACAGUGACCAUUAUGCGAUGCAGAAGCUCAAACAGAGGGUGUUGGAGUAUCUUGCUGUUAGACAACUUAAAAACAAUUUGAAAGGACCUAUCCUCUGCUUUGUGGGACCUCCAGGCGUGGGCAAGACCAGCGUGGGCAGAUCCAUAGCGAAGACCCUCGGCAGGGAGUUUUACAGGAUAGCAUUGGGUGGAGUAUGUGAUCAGUCUGACAUUCGUGGUCACAGGAGAACAUAUGUGGGUAGCAUGCCUGGCAGAAUUGUCAAUGGUUUAAGGACUGUUGGUGUGAAUAAUCCAGUGUUCCUGCUAGAUGAAAUAGAUAAAUUAGGAAAAAGUCUACAAGGAGACCCUGCAGCAGCUCUGUUGGAGGUGUUAGAUCCUGAGCAGAAUCAUAGUUUCACUGACCACUAUUUGAAUGUCUCCUUUGACCUAUCCCAAGUGCUUUUCAUAGCUACUGCCAACACUACUGCUACCAUCCCUCCAGCUUUACUUGAUAGAAUGGAACUCAUCCAAGUGCCAGGCUAUAUUCAGGAGGAGAAGAUCGAAAUUGCUCACAGGCAUUUGAUUCCUAAACAAUUGGAGUUACAUGGGCUAACACCCCAACAGAUUCAAAUUCAACAUGAAGCAACUGAAGGCAUCAUUAGCAGAUAUACCAGGGAAGCAGGAGUACGCUCCCUCGAACGGAAGAUAGGUGCCAUUUGUCGUGCUGUGGCUGUAAAAGUGGCAGAAAGUCAACAUAAGGUUACAAAAUCUAGUUGCACGCCAGUAACUGAGAAAGAAGACAAAGAGUGUGUCCCCGAGGAGACCAAAGAUGAAUCUAUCGGUGAUGUAACAGAUUUUGCAUUGCCACCUGAAAUGCCAAUUGUGAUUGAUAGGCAUGCAUUGAAAGACAUUCUGGGACCCCCCAUUUAUGAAAUGGAGGUAUCCCAGCGCCUGAGCCAGCCUGGGGUGGCAAUAGGCUUGGCCUGGACACCACUGGGUGGUGAGAUAAUGUUUGUGGAAGCAAGUCGAAUGGAAGGAGAGGGCCAGCUCACUUUAACAGGGCAAUUAGGAGAUGUUAUGAAGGAAUCAGCCCAUCUCGCAAUAAGUUGGUUACGCAGCAAUGCUAAGAAAUACCACUUAACAAAUGCUGCUGGAAGCUUUGAUCUUCUUGACAACACAGACAUACAUUUGCACUUUCCAGCUGGAGCCGUCACAAAAGAUGGACCAUCUGCUGGAGUUACUAUAGUAACCUGCCUUGCCUCUCUGUUCAGUGGCCAUUUAGUACGCUCUGAUGUCGCUAUGACAGGUGAAAUAACGCUCCGAGGACUUGUUCUCCCAGUGGGCGGAAUAAAGGAUAAAGUUUUAGCUGCACAUAGAGCCGGUCUAAAGAGAGUCAUUCUACCAAAGAGAAAUGAGAAGGACCUUGAUGAGAUUCCUGCCAACAUGAGAGAAGAUUUGGAUUUUAUAACUGCUUUUUGCUUAGACGAUGUACUUAAUGCUGCAUUUGAUGGAGGAUUUCCAGCUGAGUCAAGGCAUAGUAUUUUAAAUAGUAAACUCUAAGGUUAUUGCCACUUAAAACAGCUUCCACUGUUGGCUUAACAUUAAUGCAACUGACUUACAAUUCUUGCAGAAGUUGUUGUGCUGAGUCAAGACUGUCAUACAGUGCUAGUUUUCUAGCCUUUCACAGAUUCCUGUCAAAAGGAAGGUGCAGUGUGUAGGCCAAAUACUUACCAUGAACAAUGAGAGAGAAAAAGUUUUCAAACACAGUACAUACUUCUGGUGGUUAACUUGGAACUUAUCAGUAGGCAUCUUGAUGUAUGGUCUAAAGAUAAAGAAUAUAAAAUGGAUAAAGUUAAAUUGUACAUUAGAUGAUUUUGGCAAAAUACCUAAAAGUAGGGUUUAAUAGAUAUUGCUGUUAUAUUUCUGACAUGUCUAAUUCCAUGGAAGUUGUAUAAUGAAGAAACCUAUUUUGAGCUUGUUUAGCUACACUGAUGCUUAAAAUUAUUGUACUUGUCUUAUUCAAAAGUUGGCUAAUUUAUGCAGUGCUGGUCCCAACUGUUAAUUACUAUAAUCUGUAAAAAUCUAAUCCUUAUGCCACCACAUUUUUCUCCAACAUAUUUGCACCUUUAUCCAUCAUUUUAACCCAUUUCAUUCUGAAUAUUAUUUUAAAUUCCUGAACUGUGCAAACUAUUCUUCAUCCUCAGUAUUCAGGAACUGAAUUACAUUUAUCCACCAGUGACUGACAGCAUUAGCCAUGUCAUAAUUGUAAAAUCUGCUCCACUACUUGACAUGCAGAACCUAAGUCUGUGGAAAGGUGUGUUAUGAACCAACAGGAAAUUGCAAAGCCAUUACCCAGGCAGCAGUCUGCGUGAGAAACAUUGUGGCACAGGAUUACAUUAAAUUUACCCUUAAAAGUGCAGCCUGCCUCAUUUCUGCAAAAUCCUUGUGCUGAACAUGAUACACAAACAGCACUGCAAAUAUGCACCCCUUGUACUCCCCAACAGGUUAGUUUUUCUCUCUAGUACAGCCUGGCCUGCUGGACAUAGCCUAUGGCCCUGCUAUUAGCAAUACUUAAAGCAGCAUACUCUAAUUCUAACUGCCACAUUAACACAUUUGGUCUCACCCUGAAAGAUAUUCUCUUUGUUCUAUCCAUCCAUCCCUUAUCUUCUCUGCAACUGAAACUAUUUCUUGCCCAUAUUGGUUUCACGCCUGAAAAACUGGACAAAUGAUUACCAUUAUUAAUGAUACUGAUUGUCCUUGACUGCUAGCAGUCAGGAUUUGCCAACAACAUGCUCAGUGCCCAGUUUGGGUGUCAUUAGGAUCACUCAUUUCCAGGUUUCUUCAUGGUCUUGACUGGAACACUGACAGCUGAAUUCCAAUGAUGGGGCAAGAAUGACUGCCCUUGAUAUCAAGACAGUAUUUGAUCAAGUGUAGCAGCAAGGAGCCCUGGUAAAAGUGAAAGUCAAAAAGCCUGUUUUCCAUUUGAUGUUCAAUGGUAAAAGUCAUACCUUACAGAAACAUCUGCUUGUGGUUGUUGAAGGUCAAUGAUCCCAGCUGCAGGACAUCAGGGCAGUAUCCUGGGCUGAACAUCUUUAGUUUAUUCACCAUGACCUUCAGUUAAUCAAAGGUCAGAAGUGGGGAUGUUCAAUGAUUGUUCAAUUUCAUUCACAAUUUCUCAGCAACUGGCAGUUCAUGUCUGCAAGCAGCAAGACCUAGACAACAUUCAUGCACGGCCAGAUAAAUGACAUAAAAUAUUAAUGCCAGCAAUGCAAUGCCCAUCCCCAACAAGUGACCACAACUAUACCCAGAAACUGGACCAGCCACAGGUCAGUUUGGGUAUCCUGUGGUGACUGACACUUGGUACCCAUUCUUUGUUGUAAAUAGUUCACAAAGCUUUAUGCUUUUUGUCAGUUUAGACUAUGGCUUUAUACAAGUGAUGCCAGUCACUAAACAAUUAUGACAGAGCCCUUUUCUAUGCCUUAUCUAUCCAGUUAGUUUCACAAUCUUGCCUUUCUCUCAUAGCUCCAACUUUGAGAGUAAAUUAUUUUCAGUUUUGUUUCAUAAAUGACUAUUGAAUAUGCUACCAUAGCCUUCACUAUUCAACUGAUAACAAUAUCAACAUAAUACAUCAUUGAUAUUCAAGUGAAUGUGCUCUGCAUCUCUUCCAGAGGCUUGGCAAACUUGCCCCUCCAAAGAUUUAGGCACAUGGUAGCCCAGGUCCAUUUCUGUACCCCAUUAAAAAUAGCAUCAUUUGAAGUAAUCCUGUCAUACAUUAUACUGUAAUUAUGGUUCAUCUCCACAAUUCUUAUUCUUCAGCAUAUAAAUCUCCAAAUUUGAAUUCUGAACCAUAUGUAAAUCCAGGACCAACCACCCUAAUACCAUUUAUUUUUGCUGGUGUGGAAAUAAGAAUAGAGGAGGAAAAGUGAAGUAACAAUGUUUGCUAUUUUAUUCUGGAAACAACCUUUCACUACUAUUUUUUUGUCUCAGCUAAUUUAGUAUCAAGCCCUACUCCAAAUUUAAUCCCACUUGCUUUUUUCCCCUCCCAAAAUUUGUAACAUUGAACAAAUAUCUUAAAGUUGAUUGUCAUGGAGAUUCAAUAUCAAGACUUAUUUUCAAAAAGCAUUAUACUAUCAAAUGAUCAAUUUUACCGGGAAUGAAGUUUUGCGUAAAAUCACAAAAUUUUACUUGGUACUUCGGGUCACAAUCCACAUCGGGGAAAACAAAUCUGAUGCACUAAUGUCAGGUGUGCACAUUGUGAUGUCAAUCAUUAUGCAAUAAAAAAUUCAAUUCUAAAACUC